AUGUAGAAACACACCUUAAUGGAGUCGACUCCUCAUAUUGAGAUUAAGCAUACCACUUAAGCUACAAAUAAGGGAGUCUAUGUCUUGUAUUACCCAUCAAUAAAUGAAUCUGCAGACCCAAUCGUCAAGGCGCUACAAUUUUAUUUUAAAUCAAAGGAGUUGAUCAAGGACAUUAAUUCUGGGAAGUCAGCUAAGAUUUAUGCUUUAAAUGAUGAUGAUCCCUUUGAAUAUGUGAUUAUUUAGAAUGCAACGAGUCCUCGAUUGGAUGGGGCAAAUUUGGCUCGCAAAGCAUCUAAUAAGAUAGCUACUCAAAAAGUGGAAGAAAACUCAAUAAGUGUACUCUUACCUCAUAAUUACACAAUUCAUGAUAUAGCUGAGUUCUCCUUUGGAUUUCAAUUGGCUAAUUAUAGAUGGACAUAUUAAUCUAUCAAGGAGGGAAGUAAAUCCUCUUCAUUUCCAAUCCAUUAUUUAAAUUUGAUUACAUCAAUCAGUUAAGAAGAUUAUUUAAAUCAAGUGGAAUAGAAAUGGAAUCUAAAAUAUUUGCAUCAUUUAGUGAAACCCAUCCUGAGAUUGCGAGAACUUGUACCCACUAGACCUAACAUUGCCAAUACUGAAUUUAUGAAGAAUUACAUUUUAGACAUUGUAAAAGAGUAUGGUGAUAAAAUCACUUCAACUCUGAUUGAAGGAGAUGAUCUUUUGGGUGCCGGUUUAAGACUCAUACAUGCAGUUGGAAGAGGUUCAAUACAUAAGCCAUUUUACUCUUGUUUGUCUUAUAAAGGAAAUGCAGAUAGUGAUAAGUAUUAUGCUUUAGUAGGAAAAGGAGUUGUUUUUGAUUGUGGUGGUUUGAGUAUUAAGAAUACAUCUAGUAUGGAAUAAAUGUAUGACGAUAAAGGUGGUGCUUGUACAGUAUUGGAGACAUUCAGGGCUGUCGUCUAAUUGGGACUGCCAAUUAAUGUUGUGUGUUCUACUGCUUGGGUUGAAAACUCAAUCGGACCAGAUUCUUAUCGAGUUUCCGAUGUGAUUUAAUCUUAUAAGGGAUUGACUGUUGAAAUUUUAAAUACCGAUGCUGAGGGCAGAUUAAUAUUAGCAGAUGCUAUGUCUUAUGCAUAAGAUAAGUUUGCUAUUUACGAGAUGAUUGAACUUUCAACACUCACUGGCAUCAUUAAAAAUGCCUUGGGUAGAUAUUGUGGAGUGUUUACAAAUAGAAAGGGAUGUUAUUCAUUGUUAUAGAAAGUUGAAAAAAUAACAAAAGAAUCUUUUUGGCCUUUACCACUGGAAGACCAACAUAGAGAGCUGAUCAAAGGAAGUGUUGCUGAUAUCAAUAAUUCAAGUUCUGGUAGAGUAGGAGCAUCUGCUGCAGCAGCAUUUUUAGAAUGUUUUGUUGAAAAGAAGGUGAGAUGGAUGCAUUGGGAUAUCGCUAAUGUGGCUGUUACUGAUAAGAAUGAUGGGAUUUACACAAAAGGAGGAACUGGAUUUGGAGUUAUGUCAUUGAUCUAUUAUAUGACUUGGGAUGUUGUAAGUAAGGAGUUGAAGGAGUAAAAGUAGGAAAAUGAAGAUGAUGACAAUUGAAAUAUUAAAUAUCAAUAUAAUAAUCAUUAUAAUCUAAGA
Paramecium tetraurelia is the source of this 1608-nucleotide messenger RNA. RefSeq lists its product as uncharacterized. The record is from RefSeq and is a predicted model, not a curated record. Gene Ontology annotation, cellular component: cytoplasm. NCBI's taxonomy places the organism in Eukaryota, Ciliophora, Oligohymenophorea, Peniculida, Parameciidae. The transcript is spliced from 3 exons. Gene Ontology annotation, biological process: proteolysis. Gene Ontology annotation, molecular function: metalloaminopeptidase activity; manganese ion binding.